ACUUUUUUCAAAGAUAGGGUCUUCAGCUAUUUUUUUUCAAAACACAAGCUGCAUUUGGAUUGUCAAGCGUCAGUACCUCACAGCACUUGCUCUCCUCGCCCGAUAUAGCAAUAAUUUUAGUUGUUUUUAUCUCAUUGCAGCCCGCGGCCACUUUUGAAUUUGAAAUAAAACUAUGGGUUUCAAGGUGUUAAAUUACGUUAAGUACAUAGCUGGAUUCGUUCCAGAAGUUCAAAAACCAGAAAAAUUGGUACCCUUCAAGGAGAAAUUUUUGUGGACUGUAGCUACCUUGUUAAUCUUUUUGGUAUGCUCUCAGGUUCCGCUUUAUGGAAUCCAAUUUUCAAACGAAUCAGAUCCAUGGUACCGGUCACGUAUGGUGAUGGCCAGUAACCGAGGAACUCUAAUGGAGCUGGGAAUAUCACCUAUUUUAACAUCAGGUUUAAUAAUUCAACUGCUGUCUGGCACAAAAAUUAUCGACGUAGAUCAAAAUAACAAGGAAGAAGCCGCUUUGCUCGAAGUAGCUCAAAAAAUUUCUGGCAUUGCUGUCACUCUGUUCCAGGCAGCCAUUUAUGUGGGAUUUGGCAUGUAUGGUGACGUUCGAGUUUUGGGAAUCAACGCAGUUUUAAUCGUUUUUCAGCUGUUCCUGGCUGGCGUUUUGGUUAUUUUAUUGGACGAACUUCUCCAAAAAGGAUAUGGAUUAGGCUCCGCUAUCUCUUUUUUCAUUGCAACGAACAUUUGUGAGACAAUAAUAUGGAGCGCAUUUUCGCCGAAUACGGUCGGAAGUGGAGUAUCUGGGGUUCAAUUUGAAGGCUCCAUACUCGCAUUUUUCCAUCUGCUCAUUACUCGGCCAGACAAGCUUAAGGCCUUAACUGAAGCUUUCUACCGCAAAAAUCUUCCGAACUUGGCAAAUUUAUUGGCUACUUUCAUGAUCUUUGCCACUGUCGUCUAUUUUCAGGGGUUUCGAGUUGAUAUUCCUGUCACCAGCAAGCGCAUGCGAGGACACACGGGAGUUUAUCCCAUUAAGCUGUUCUAUACAAAUAACAUUCCUAUUAUUUUACAAACAGCACUUGUGUCUAACUUCUUCUUUUUGUCCCAGCUCUUAUACAAAUACUUUCCAAACUUCAUUAUAGGCGCCAUUGGAACUUGGCAGGAAAACCCUUACCAACCACAGCAAAUCAUCCCUGUAGGCGGUUUUGCGUACUAUAUUUCACCCCCUGCCAAUUUCAGAGAUGCCGUCUCCGAUCCUAUUCAUUCUUUCAUCUACGCCGCUUUCGUCCUAGCUACCUGCGCUCUCUUUUCUCGUAUUUGGAUCUCUAUCUCAGGAUCUGCGCCAGCUGACGUCUCCAAACAACUCAAGGAUCAGCAAUUGAUGAUUCGAGGACAUCGAGACGAUUCUACAAUACACAUUUUAGAUCGAUAUAUCCCCACUGCUGCCGCACUUGGGGGUUUAUGUAUUGGUAUUUUGUCUAUUACAGCGGAUUUCAUGGGUGCCAUAGGAUCCGGUACCGGCAUUCUUUUAGCUGUCACAACUAUCUAUAGCACUUUCGAGACUGCUAUUAAAGAGCAGGCUAAGACUGGCGAAAGUCUGGGAAUGGGCAUGUUCUUUUAAAUAUAUUUUCAUUUAUUAUAGAUAAUAAAAACAUGUCUAAUAAAAAAGUUAUUUCUGCUUUUACAACUUCUAAGCGCA
Molecule: messenger RNA, 1684 nt
Organism: Schistocerca gregaria
Lineage: Eukaryota; Metazoa; Arthropoda; Insecta; Orthoptera; Acrididae
Product: protein transport protein Sec61 subunit alpha-like
Exons: 4
Coding region: 173-1606 (477 amino acids)
Biological process (GO): SRP-dependent cotranslational protein targeting to membrane, translocation; post-translational protein targeting to membrane, translocation
Cellular component (GO): membrane; Sec61 translocon complex
Molecular function (GO): ribosome binding; transmembrane protein transporter activity; signal sequence receptor activity
Source: RefSeq, a predicted model, not a curated record